AUGCAAUCAACUUCUUCUUCAUCGGCGUCGCCUGAAGCGAUUCUCGAAUGGCUUCACAAGGAAAUGGGAUACCGCCCUCGCGGCCAGUACGCCGGCGGCGGGGGAAAGCCCCAUUCGCCGUCAGUUGAAUCGAUCCGGAAGGUUUGUCGCGGGAACAUGAUUCCGGUUUGGAAUUUUCUCGUCACGCGCGCUAAGUCUGAGAAGACGGUGCGGAAUGUUCGCCGGAAUAUCACUGUUCACGGUGAUGGGGAGGGUUCUACGGGGAGGAAGAAGGAGAAGAUGAUAUCCGGGGAGGGUUCAGGUUCGGCGGAGACGAGGGAGGCGGCUUUAAUGGAGCGGGAUUUGGUGGCCAAGGAGGUGGAGAGGUUGAGGAACAUUGUGAGGAGACAGAGGAAGGAUUUGAGAGCGAGGAUGCUUGAGGUUUCCAGAGAAGAGGCUGAGAGGAAGAGGAUGCUCGAUGAACGAUCAAAUUACAGGCAUAAGGAAGUGACGUUGGAGGCCUAUGACCGUCAAUGUGAUGAAGCUUCUAGAAUAUUUGCUGAAUAUCAUAAACGUCUUUGUUACUAUAUAAAUUUAGCAAAGGAUGCUCGAAGAUCAGAUGUGGAUUCUUCCAUUGAGAUGACAAAUAGUUUUAGUGCCAAAAAUGAGAAGGAAUCUGUUUAUUCUACUGUUAAGAGCGGUAAAUCUGCAGAUGAUGUCAUUGUCAUUGAAACCACAAGGGAAAAGAAUAUUCGAAAGGCUUGUGAAUCUCUUGUAGCAUACAUGGUUGAAAAAAUACAGAGUUCUUUUCCUGCUUACGAAGGAAGUGGCGUUCUUUCAAAUCCUCAGGCAGAAGCAGCGAAACUGGGGUUUGAUUUUGAUGGACAAAUUCCGGAUGAGGUUAGAACAGUUAUUGUGAAUUGCUUAAAGAGUCCUCCCCUAUUGCUUCAGGCCAUUACUGCAUACACUUCUCACUUGAAAAGUCAAAUUUCCAGAGAAAUAGAGAAAAUUGAUGUUAGAGCUGAUGCGGAGAUCUUGAGGUACAAAUAUGAAAAUAACAUAGUUAUGGACGUUUCCUCUUCUGAUGGUAGCUCUCCUCUACAGUAUCCACUUUAUGGAAAUGGAAAACUUGGGGUUGAUGUGCCUCCAGGAGGAAGUCAAAAUCAGCUUCUUGAAAGACAGAAAGCUCAUGUUCAGCAGUUUUUGGCUACUGAAGAGGCACUAAACAGUGCUGCAGAAGCACGAGACUUGUGUGAAAAACUUAUGAAACGUCUGCAUGGAGGCACUGAUGUUACUUCACGUUCAUCUCAGAAUAUUGGAAGUCUUAGGCAACUUCAGGUAGAUGUUUGGGCAAAGGAAAGAGAAGUUGCUGGUUUAAAGGCAAGUUUAAACACCUUAAUGUCUGAAAUACAACGCUUGAACAAGUUAUGUGCUGAGAGGAAAGAAGCUGAAGAUUCUCUUAAAAAGAAGUGGAAAAAGAUUGAAGAGUUUGAUUCUCGUAGAUCAGAACUUGAAUCCAUAUACACGGCACUCCUUAAAGCAAAUACGGAUGCGGCUUCAUUUUGGAGUCAACAACCAUCAACUGCAAGGGAGUAUGCUUCAAGCACUAUAAUUCCAGCAUGCUCUGCGGUUUUUGAGACUUCAAAUAAUGCAAAUGAUCUUAUAGAGAAAGAAGUGUCUGCCUUUUAUCGGAGUCCAGAUAAUAGCCUCUACAUGCUUCCUUCUUCACCUCAGGCACUGCUUGAGGCCAUCGGGUCCAGUGGAUCAUCUGGACAGGAAGCAGUUGCGAAUGCAGAAAUAAGUGCGGCUAUUUUGACUGCAAAAGCUGGUGCCCGGGAUCCGUCGGCAAUUCCAUCAAUAUGUCGAGUUUCAGCUGCACUUCAGUAUGCUGCUGGCUUGGAAGGUUCUGAUGCUGGUCUAGCAUCCAUACUGGAAUCCCUGGAGUUUUGUUUGAAACUUCGUGGUUCAGAGGCCAGUGUUUUGGAAGAUUUAUUAAAGGCUAUUAAUCUUGUCCAUAUUAGACGCGAUCUCGUUCAAAGUGGUCAUGCCUUGUUAAAUCAUGCCUACCGUGUUCAACAGGAAUACGAAAGGACGACAAAUUUUUCUUUAAAUUUGGCUGCAGAACAAGAAAAAGCUGUAAUGGAAAAAUGGUUGCCUGAACUCAAAUCUGGUGUUUUGAAUGCUCAACAAAGCUUGGAAGACUGCAAAUAUGUCAGGGGACUGCUUGAUGAGUGGUGGGAGCAACCAGCAUCGACAGUUGUUGACUGGGUGACGGUGGAUGGACAAAAUGUAGCAGCAUGGCAUAAUCAUGUAAAGCAGCUUCUUGCAUUUUAUGAUAAGGAGCUACUAUUGUGA
This is a messenger RNA of Lathyrus sativus (Indian pea), 2334 nucleotides long. Lineage: Eukaryota; Viridiplantae; Streptophyta; Magnoliopsida; Fabales; Fabaceae. The record is from the annotation of a GenBank genome assembly.